AGGGAGGCGGGGGAGCCUGCCUCGUUGCUCCCUCGGCCUGAGGCGCUGGACCCCCGCGCGAAGCUGUUUGAGACCCAAAGUAGUGCUUUGACUCAAAAAAGGAAAAACAGUUGCGGGUCGAAGUUAAUCUACCAAAGUGUAAGAUGUCGGCUGCAUCGUAGCCCGUGUGGUUAAGAAUCACAUCUAAGGUCGAGGCUGGUUAAACCCUAAGAUGAAAACUGAUCUCUGUUUGAGCUCUGAAGGGACUGAAGUGAUUUUAGCCACAUCAAGUGAUGAAAAACACCCACCUGAAAAUAUUAUUGAUGGGAAUGCAGAAACGUUUUGGACCACCACAGGAAUGUUUCCCCAGGAGUUUGUUAUUUGUUUUCACAAACACGUAAAAAUCGAAAAGCUCAUAAUCCAGAGUUACUUAGUGCGGACCUUGAGGGUUGAAAAGAGCACAUCUAAAGAGCCUGUUGGAUUCCAGCAGUGGAUUGAAAAAGAUUUAGUGCACACAGAAGGACAGCUUCAAAAUGAGGAAAUUACGGCACACGAUGGCCAUGCUACUUACUUGAGAGUCAUUAUUCAAUCAGCCUUCGAUCAUUUUGCAUCUGUGCAUAGCAUUUCUGCAGAGGGAACGGUAGUCUUAAAUUCUUCUUAGUAAUUACACAAAGAUGCUCUUACGAGAUUUUUUUAGCAAUGUAUUUAUUUAAAAGCAAAGCUGUCAUUGAUAUACUUUAUUAAAAGGAUUUGUCAACCUG
Messenger RNA from Chinchilla lanigera (long-tailed chinchilla), 740 nucleotides. RefSeq names its product heat shock protein family B (small), member 11 (gene Ift25). Bases 212 to 640 code for a protein of 142 amino acids. The transcript is spliced from 6 exons. NCBI's taxonomy places the organism in Eukaryota, Metazoa, Chordata, Mammalia, Rodentia, Chinchillidae. Gene Ontology annotation, cellular component: cilium; intraciliary transport particle B; centrosome. Gene Ontology annotation, biological process: intraciliary transport. The record is from RefSeq and is a predicted model, not a curated record.